Nomascus leucogenys (northern white-cheeked gibbon) is the source of this 2958-nucleotide messenger RNA. RefSeq names its product chondroadherin like (gene CHADL). Gene Ontology annotation, cellular component: plasma membrane. Lineage: Eukaryota; Metazoa; Chordata; Mammalia; Primates; Hylobatidae. The coding region runs from base 108 to 2483 and encodes 791 amino acids. Gene Ontology annotation, molecular function: protein binding. The transcript has 6 exons. The record is from RefSeq and is a predicted model, not a curated record.
CCUGUCCCAGCUGCCAGGCCUGCGGGCCGCGGAGGGGGGCUCCCGCCAGGCGGGGACAGCCUUUCCCUGCGCUGCGCCUCCAGGCUGGACCAGCAGUUCCAGGCGGCAUGGAGGGGCCCCGGAGCUCCACCCAUGUCUCCUUGGUGCUGCCGCUUGUACUUCUGCUGCUGGGCCCAGCUAGGCAGGCCGCCGCCCAGCGCUGCCCACAGGCCUGCAUCUGUGACAACUCCAGGCGACACGUUGCCUGCCGGCACCAGAACCUCACUGAGGUGCCAGACGCCAUUCCUGAGCUGACCCAGCGGCUGGACCUGCAGGGCAAUUUGCUGAAGGUGAUCCCCGCAGCCGCCUUCCAGGGCGUGCCUCACCUCACACACCUGGACCUGCGCCACUGCCAGGUGGAGCUGGUGGCCGAGGGCGCCUUCCGUGGCCUGGGCCGCCUGCUCCUGCUCAACCUGGCCUCCAACCACCUGCGUGAGCUGCCCCAGGAGGCGCUGGACGGGCUGGGCUCACUGCGGCGGCUGGAGCUGGAGGGGAACGCACUGGAGGAGCUGCGGCCGGGGACGUUCGGGGCACUCGGUGCGCUGGCCACGCUAAACCUGGCCCACAACGCCCUGGUUUACCUGCCCGCCAUGGCCUUCCAGGGGCUACUGCGCGUCCGCUGGCUGCGGCUGUCGCACAACGCGCUCAGCGUGCUGGCUCCCGAGGCCCUGGCUGGCCUGCCCGCCCUCAGACGGCUCAGCCUGCAUCACAACGAGCUCCAGGCUCUGCCCGGGCCCGCCUUGUCCCAGGCCCGCGGCCUGGCCCGUCUGGAGCUGGGCCACAACCCGCUCACCUACGCGGGCGAGGAAGACGGUCUGGCGCUGCCCGGCCUGCGGGAGCUGCUGCUGGACGGUGGGGCCCUGCAGGCCCUGGGUCCCAGGGCCUUCGCGCACUGUCCGCGCCUGCACACCCUCGACCUCCGCGGGAACCAGCUAGACACCCUGCCCCCGCUGCAGGGCCCAGGCCAGCUGCGCCGGCUGCGGCUGCAGGGGAAUCCGCUGUGGUGCGGCUGCCAGGCGCGGCCCCUACUCGAGUGGCUGGUGCGUGCGCGCGUGCGCUCGGACGGCGCGUGCCAGGGGCCGCGGCGCCUGCGGGGCGAGGCUCUGGACGCCCUCCGGCCCUGGGACCUGCGCUGCACUGAGGACGCGGCGCAGGAAGAGGAAGAGCAGGAGGAGCGGGCUGUGGCCGGGCCCCGCGCCCCUCCGCGCGGCCCCGUGGAGGAGCGGGCAGUCGCGCCUUGCCCUCGCGCCUGCGUGUGCGUCCCCGAGUCCCGGCACAGCAGCUGCGAGGGCUGCGGCCUGCAGGCGGUGCCCCGCGGCUUCCCCAACGACACCCAGCUCCUGGACCUGAGGCGGAACCACUUCCCCUCGGUGCCCCGAGCGGCCUUCCCCGGCCUGGGCCACCUGGUGUCGCUACACCUGCAGCACUGCGGCAUCGCGGAGCUGGAGGCGGGCGCCCUGGACGGGCUGGGCCGCCUGAUCUACCUGUACCUCUCCGACAACCAGCUCGCAGACCUCAGCGCUGCUGCCCUUGAAGGGGCCCCCCGCCUCGGCUACCUGUACCUAGAGCGCAACCGUUUCCUGCAGGUGCCAGGGGCUGCCCUGCGCGCCCUGCCCAGCCUCUUCUCCCUGCACCUGCAGGACAACGCUGUGGACCGCCUGGCACCUGGGGACCUGGGGGGAACACGGGCCUUGCGCUGGGUCUACCUGAGUGGAAACCGCAUCACCGAAGUGUCCCUUGGGGCGCUGGGCCCAGCUCGAGAGCUGGAGAAGCUGCACCUGGACAGGAAUCAGCUGCGAGAGGUGCCCACUGGGGCCUUGGAGGGGCUGCCUGCCCUCCUGGAGCUGCAGCUCUCGGGCAACCCACUCAGGGCCUUGCGUGACGGAGCCUUCCAGCCUGUGGGCAGGUCGCUGCAGCACCUCUUCCUGAACAGCAGUGGCCUGGAGCAGAUUUCUCCUGGGGCCUUUUCAGGCCUGGGGCCUGGGCUCCAGAGCCUGCACCUGCAGAAGAACCAGCUUCGGGCCCUGCCCGCCCUGCCCAGUCUCAGCCAGCUGGAGCUCAUCGACCUCAGUAGUAAUCCCUUCCACUGUGACUGCCAGCUGCUUCCGCUGCACAGGUGGCUUACUGGGCUGAACCUGCGGGUGGGGGCCACCUGCACCACCCCUCCCAGUGCCCAUGGCCAGAGGGUGAAGGCUGCAGCUGCUGUCUUUGAAGCCUGCCCGGGCUGGGCUGCCGGAAAGGCCAAGCGGACACCAGCCUCCAGGCCCAGUGCCAGGAGAACACCCAUCAAAGGAAGACAGCGUGGAGCAGAUAAGGAACUUCCCCCAGUCGAAGCCCAAGACCAGAGCUGUGGAGCAGAGAGAGGACGAGUCAGACUGGGAGCCUGCGCAGCAGCCACUCCAGGAGCCUGGACCUCAAGGGCCCUGUGGGACCUGCAGAGGUAGGUCCCCCACCCCCAGCAGCCCCUCUCACAGCGCUGCCCACGACACCCUCCUUCACUCCCAUACCUGCUCCACCAGUGGCCAUGAGGGACCACUGUUGAGGACUGAAUUGAAAGGUGGCAAGACUCUCAGGAGUAGAGGAACAUUCAAAGGGAAAUUUCUCGCCCUUCUUCCCCCAAAGAGGAAAACUGAAAUAUCCCUGGGCUUAAAUUCCUCCCUCCUCCCUCAACCUGAUUGGCCACACCCAGUCUAAAUGUGGGGGAGGGGGUGCGCACACACCAGGGCCCCUCCAACUAAGCUCCUGCCUGCUGAGCUCAAUUUCAGUUAGAAACUCAGAACAAUGAUAGCAGAGUUGCUUUAUGCAUACAUUUAACUUGCUUAGCAAUUGCUACACACUCAGAAAAAAAGAGGCUCCUUUCCUUAUUCCACCACCCCUCUCCAAACCUGCCUUCAAACCAUAUCUGGGCCUUCAUUGCCC